AUGGCUCAAAAUUUAACCAUUUUUCUCAAUCUCCUAUCACUCUAUAUCUUUAUCCUUUCAUACACUCCCCAAAUCUCAAAUGGCUUCACCUUAACCCUCACCCACAGAGACUUCCCACAAUCCCCUCUUUACACUCCCAACCUCUCCGAUUUCCAACGCUUCGUAAAAAACGCCGAAAUCUCCAAAACCCGCGCUUCACACUUUCGAAAACGGAGCCAAACGAACCUCAACACCACGAAAAAACUCCUCGAAAACAAAUCCUUUCACCUCCCGCUAACCUACCGCGAAACAAUAUUCACAGUCGAGCUAGCCCUCGGCACACCACUCACCACUCGAACCUUGAUUUUCGACACGGGCAGCGGGCUCACGUGGACCCAAUGCAAGCCGUGCAUUCGGUGCUUCAAGCAGAAAGAGCCUUUAUUCGACACGAAAAGCUCAAAGUCAUACAAAAUGUUGACCAAAAACGACGAAAAACCGGGCAAUAUCUUCUCGUGCACGAAUCAAGGAUGCGUAUACUACGUAAAGUACUACAGCGGACAAAUGUCGACCGGAAUCGCCUCGUCCGAGAACUUCUAUUUCGGCGGGAACAUCACCACCCGACUCGUUUUUGGGUGUGGGAUAAUCAACAAGGGCCCGUUUGGCAAAACGAAGACCAUUACCGGGAUAUUCGGGCUUGAUCGGCAGCCCGUCUCGUUCGCGCGCCAGCUCAGCAGCCAGAUCAAGGAUCGGUUUUCGUACUGUCUGCAGAGCAAGAACAAUCAUCAGUCGAGAUUGAAAUUCGGUGACGAGGCCAACGUACGAGAACCGAACAUUCAGAGCACGCCGUUCUUGAAAAUCUCGACUGACGAAAGACAUUACCGACUGAAACUAAGCGACAUCAGCAUAAACGAGCAAAAGUUGGGUCUCGGGGAAAGCACUUUUCCCGAGGGGUGUGUAGUCGACUCGGGCUCGUCGGUCAGCUUGCUACCUACGAAAGCUCAUUCGGCUGUGAGAAAAGCGAUUGACGGGCAUUUUUCGAAAAUAAAGAAUGUGAGGAAGGUUUUGGGGAAACGUGCGCUGCCAGGUGGCGGGUUUGUGUGCUACGCGCACGGAAAAAGUUUUGACAAGAGGCUGCUGCCGAACAUGAGUUUACAUUUCGAAGGGGCGGAUUAUCGGGUGAAUGGGAGGAAUCUUUUCGUGUUCUUUCGGAGAUUCUUUUGCAUGGCGGUGAUAAAGUCGGCAGAUGUGACGAUUUUGGGGGCGUAUCAGCAGCAGGACGUGAGGGUUCUUUACGAUCUGAAGGCCGAUAGGCUCUCGUUUGCGCCCGAGGACUGUUCGAAAGACUCGGGAAAAAUCCAAAAAUGCCUCUUCUUCCUUCACAUUCUACUCCACUUAUCACUCCUCAAUUAUUCCAUCCCUCUUGACUCGAAAUCCACCGGCUUCACCCUAAAACUAACCCGACGAGACUCGGACGUCUCCUCUGAAACCUCAACUUUUGGCAACUAUUUCCCGAAUGCAAUCCGCCCGAGAAUCACUCAAACGGCUUCGAUUUUCAUGGUCGAGGCCACAAUCGGCGCUCCCCCAAUCCCCAAAUCCUUCAUAUUCGACCCGGGCAGCGACCUGGCCUGGACACAAUGCACUCCAUGCACAAUUGCUUCAAACAAGACUUCUCGCUUUUUGACCCGAAAAAAUCCAAAACCUACCUCAAACUCCCUCCGAACCACUCUUCGGCAAAAUACUUCGAAAAAUCGAAAAAUGGGAGUUUUCUCUUUAAAGUACUCUAUGGCUCGGGCGAAUCGGCCUCUGGCACGGUCUCGAUGGAAAGCUUCGGCUUUCCAUCCCGAGACAGAAAGGGGCAUGAAAAUCGUAAGAUACGGUUGCGCAAACAACCAAAGAGGGAAUUUUAAGAGAUCGAUAACCGGGAUCAUUGGCAUGAGCCAAUCCCCAUUGUCUAUAUUCAGACAAAUGAGCAGCUCGUCUAUCGGGAGAUUCUCGUGUUGCUUGCCGCAUAUACUAACCCCCGUUAAGACAACAUUCUUGAGGUCAUGGUCAACGAGCUUCUUGAACAACAAUGACUACAAAUACAGAGUGGGAUUAGUGGACAUAAGCAUUAAUAGUAAGCGUUUAAAUCUACCGAAUGGCACAUUUCCGAGAGGCUGA
Messenger RNA from Striga asiatica, 2139 nucleotides. NCBI's taxonomy places the organism in Eukaryota, Viridiplantae, Streptophyta, Magnoliopsida, Lamiales, Orobanchaceae. The record is from the annotation of a GenBank genome assembly.